CGUGCAUAUGUGUGAGUGUGUAUGCAAAGUGAUGCAAAGUAGACGGCGAACAGAUAUUUUCAUUGUCCGUCGGAUUUCUUUUUAAUAAUUCUUCAAAAACAUUAAAUUUCUGAAAUUUUAAAACUUCCAAAUACAAUAGAUAUUCUUCGCGAAAACGUGUUGGCGUGCAAAAUACAACAGUUCAACAAGGAGCUUAAGUCUGGAGUCUUAGAAUUCCCUGUACAACGGUUAUAACAGCUACUCACUAUCGUGCCACAAAUUUUGUGGCGGAAGUGCGUUUCGUAUGCACAAUACGUUUUAAUGUCGCUGCUGCUGCCCCCCACAACACACGUCGCACAGCACCCAAAGCAUUGUCUAAAAUAAUAUUUAUAAUGAUAAUGCCAAACGCCGCCAACGAGUGGAAAUCCAAUGCAAAAGCGUGCAACUGAUGCGACUAUGCGGUGGAGCACAGUGUGUACGAUAAACAAAAGCAACAACAAUAACAACAACGAUAGUAACACAACAAAGACAAUAAUUAAAAUAAUUCCUUUUAUUUGUGUGUAUUCGAAAGCAAAUCGCCUGGAAUCAAAUACAACAGCAGAGCAAACAUAUCAAACGAGACACUAUGGAUGAGGAACGGAAGAGACGCGCCCAAGCAUUGGAGCGUGAGAUGCGUGAUCCACACAGUAUUUGCAAUAUCGACUGCCUACUGGACACAGUGACUGCGCUGGUUAACGAUUGUGAUCAUGAAUCAUUGAAGCGUCUGAAGAAUAUCGAGCAAUAUGCCAGCAAAUAUAAGCCGGUGUCAAAGCAGAUUUGCCAGCUGCGUAUGAAUGUCGAAGAUUUUGAUUUCAUCAAAUUGAUCGGCGCCGGCGCCUUUGGCGAGGUGCAACUAGUGCGACAUAAAUCCUCGCGGCAAGUGUACGCCAUGAAGCGGCUAUCCAAAUUCGAAAUGAUGAAGCGACCCGACUCAGCCUUCUUCUGGGAGGAGCGUCACAUUAUGGCGCACGCCAACUCAGACUGGAUCGUGCAACUGCACUUCGCAUUUCAGGACGCCAAAUAUUUGUAUAUGGUCAUGGAUUAUAUGCCCGGUGGCGAUAUUGUCUCGCUGAUGUCCAUGUAUGAGAUACCGGAGAAGUGGGCAAUCUUCUAUACGAUGGAGGUUGUGCUUGCGCUGGAUACUAUCCACAAUAUGGGGUUUGUGCAUCGUGACGUGAAGCCGGACAAUAUGCUGCUCGAUCAUCACGGGCACUUAAAGUUGGCCGAUUUCGGCACCUGUAUGCGCAUGGGUCCCAAUGGCUUGGUGGUGUCGAGUAAUGCUGUCGGCACGCCGGAUUAUAUUAGUCCUGAGGUGUUGCAAUCGCAGGGUGUAGAUAAUGAGUACGGGCGCGAGUGCGAUUGGUGGUCGGUUGGUAUUUUUCUCUACGAAAUGCUUGUGGGCGACACACCAUUCUACGCCGACUCACUUGUGGGCACGUACGGCAAAAUUAUGGAUCACAAGAACUCAUUGAGCUUCCCCGCAGAGGUGGAGAUUAGUGAGAGCGCCAAAUCGUUGAUGCGCGCGUUCCUCACCGAUCGCACACAGCGUUUGGGGCGCCAUGGCAUCGACGAAAUCAAGGCGCAUCCGUUCUUCAAAAACGACACUUGGACGUUUGACAAUAUACGCGACAGUGUGCCGCCAGUAGUGCCCGAGUUGUCAUCAGAUGACGAUACGCGCAACUUCGAGGAUAUCGAUCGCGACGAGUCACCGGAGGAGGUGUUUCCCACACCGAAAUCGUUUGAUGGCAAUCAUCUACCUUUCAUUGGCUUCACGUAUACAGGCGACUACCAGUUGCUCACCAACGACACGGUCGACGCCGAGGCGAAGGAGUCGGCGAAUACGAUCGCCAACCACAAUCACCGACAUCGUCCAUCCAAUUCAAACGAAAUCAAACGGCUCGAAGCACUGCUCGAACGCGAGCGAAAUCAUUCCGAAACGCUGGAGAAGCAAGACAAAGCGCUGCGUCAACAAAUCGAAUUGAUUAGUAAGCGUGAAGCUGAAUUACAGCGCAUCGCCUCGGAGUAUGAAAAAGACUUGGCACUUCGCCAACACAACUACAAAGUGGCCAUGCAAAAAGUCGAGCAGGAGAUAGAGCAACGUAAAAAGACUGAGACAAUGCUCGCCGACGCGCAGCGCAAUCUGGACAACGAGCAGAAGAUACGCACACGCGAAAUGAACAACAAUCUGCAUCACAACGAGAAGAUCGUCACGCUGGAGAAACAGCUGAAGGAAAUGGAGGAGAACUUCAAAAACGAGAAUGAGCACGUGCAGAAGCUCAAGAAGCAAGUGGCCGAAUUGGGUCUGUCACAGCAGGAGUUGGAAGGUAAACUGGCGCAAACGCAGGCAUUGAAUGCCACGUUACAUGCGCAAAAGGAAGCGCUGCAGCAAGAAGUGGCCGAAACGCAAGCGCUGCUGGCGCAAGAGAAAAAUUCCCGCUCGCAGCUGAAGGAGCAGGUGAAGGAGUCCGAGAAUAAACUGCAAACCAUAUCGAAUGACUUGGAACGCGUAGCGCAACGCGAGCAGCAAGCGCACGAGGACAAUCGCGUGUUAAACGAAAAGAUCUCCGAUCUGGAGAAGGCGAAUGCUAGUCUGGACUUUGAGCUCAAAACCUUGCAGAGUCGCUAUCAGCAGGAAGUGAAAGCGCACCAAGAGACCGAGAAGUCGCGUAUGCUAAGCCGCGAAGAGGCGAAUCUGCAGGAGGUAAAAGCGCUACAAACCAAGCUGAACGAGGAGAAAUCCGCGCGCAUUAAGGCCGACCAAAAUUCACAAGAGAAGGAGCGGCAGUUGAGCAUGCUGUCGGUGGAUUAUCGUCAGAUACAGCAACGCUUGCAAAAGCUCGAGGGUGAAUGCCGUCAAGAGACGGAGAAAGUCAUGGCGCUGCAGGCGCAGAUCGAACAGGAGAACUGCAAAAAGAACACACUGAAAUCCCAACUCAGUUUGCAGAGCAGCGAGGUGGCGCACUUGAAAUCUCGUGAAAAUCAACUGCAAAAGGAAGUCAGCUCCUUGCGCGAGGCUAAGCGCAAAUUCGAAGAAGAGAUUUCACAAAUCAAAAACACAUUGAAUAAGGAGAUUCUCUUGAAGCGCGAAUAUCAGGAUCAACUCGAAGCCGAACAGUAUUUUUCACGCCUCUACAAGACGCAAGCAAACGAGCAUCGCGAAGAGAUAUCGGAGCGUUGUCGUGAGAUACAAGAUCUGAAGGAGGAACGCACAUCGCUGAAGCACCAAGUGCAAGUGGCUGUGGCGCGUGCAGACUCCGAAGCGUUGGCACGGUCAAUUGCUGAAGAGACUGUCGCCGAUUUGGAGAAGGAAAAGACAAUCAAGGAGUUUGAGUUGAAGGACUUCAUGACCAAAUAUCGCAAUGAAUUGGCAGCGAAGGAAGCGGCUCUGUCAACAGCGAAGGAAACCGAAACCGAGUAUGUCAAGAAAUUGAACCAGAAGAACACGGAAACGGACGAACUCUUGCAACAGCAAAAGAAACUGCAAGAUGAUAUGUCGCAACUACGUGUCAGCAAGGACGAAGAGCUCGCCAAACUGAAGGAGAAACUGCAAACCGAAAUGCUGCUGAAACAAGUCGCGGUGAACAAGCUGACGGAAGUGAUGAAUCGGCGCGACACGGACUUGCAAAAACAAAAAGGCAAAGCGCGCUCAUCCGCCGAGUUGCGUAAGAAAGAGAAGGAAAUGCGUCGUCUGCAACAAGAGCUCUCACAAGAGCGCGAGAAGUACAACCAACUGUCGCUCAAACUGCAAGACGUGCAGAGUCAGAUCAUCGAAGACGGUCAUAUCAAGCAAAAGCUACAAAUGGAAAUCGACUGCAAAGCCACGGAAAUCGAGCAGCUGCAGUCGAAGCUCAAUGAAACCGCCUCACUGUCAUCAGCCGACAAUGAUCCCGAAGACACCCAGGUGCUUGACUCGGUGUUCGAGGGCUGGUUGAGUGUGCCAAAUAAGCAGAAUAUACGCCGUCACGGCUGGAAGCGGCAAUAUGUGAUUGUGUCAUCGCGCAAAAUUAUCUUUUACAAUACCGAAAUCGACAAACAGAAUACAAUCGAUCCUGUGCUUAUAUUAGACUUAAGCAAAGUAUUCCACGUGCGUUCUGUGACGCAGGGUGAUGUGAUACGCGCCGAUGCCAAAGAGAUACCACGCAUUUUCCAGCUACUCUAUGCCGGUGAGGGCGAAGCGCGUCGUCCCGACGAACAAAAUCAAUUGGAUAUUAGUCAGUUGUUGGCGGACGAACGGCCCAGCACCAUUAUGUAUAAAGGUCACGAGUUCGUGCACAUAACGUAUCAUAUGCCAACGGCCUGUGAGGUCUGUACAAAACCAUUGUGGCACAUGUUCAAGCCGCCAGCGGCGUAUGAAUGUAAACGUUGCCGCAACAAGAUCCACAAGGAGCAUGUAGACAAUAAUGAUCUGCUGGUGCCGUGCAAACUGCACCACGAUCCACAUACUGCCAAAGAAAUGCUGCUGCUGGCCGGCACGCCCGACGAGCAACAUCUGUGGGUGACACGUCUCUCCAAGCGCAUACAGAAGUUCGGCUACAAGGCUAACUCGUCAUCGAACAACAAUAGUGGCGGCGGUGAUGGCAGCAAAAUAUCGCCAAGUCGACUGAAAUGGCAACCGUCAAUAACGUCACAACAAUCACAACACCGGCACUCCUCACCGCCGAUACCGCCACCAAAACCAUUGUCAUUGCAACGACAAAAAUCACAACCGCCAAUAUUUUACAACAACAAAUGAAACAAAAUGCACAAAUUGUUAUUGUAAAAAAAAACAAUAACAAAAACAUAUAAAUGUGGUGUGUGGUGUGGUCCAGCAGUAAUUUUGCGGAACAGCAACAACAACUAAUAAGACUAUCAAAUCGCCUGCGCAACAGUUUUAUAAAACGCUUUCGUACAGCCAUACGCGCCGAUUAGCGUGUGAAUUUAAUGAAAAAAUACAUAUAUGUAUAUUAUUAAUAAUAUAUUGUUUAGCGUAAAUCACAAAGACAAACAACUUUUAAAAGAAAAUCAAAAUUAAAUUAAAAAAAAACAUUCGUGUAGGUUUGCGCACAUUGUAGGGAUGCUCUUUGUACCGAUAAAUUGUAUAUAUAUUAAUAUUCUGAAAUUUAUAAUUUUUGACUUUCACUUAGGUUGUUACUUGUUUUUAGCUUAUGUUGAUGUUGCUUAAGCUUUUGUACUUAAUAAUUCUAGUAAUAAAAAAUGUUUGCCAUUUGUAUUUGUGAAAUUUAGAAAUAAUUUUUUUAAGUUUAUUUAAAAAAAAUUUAAAAUAAUGAUUAAAAAAUAUAAUAAAAUUAUUUUAUAUUUAAUUUGUUAUUUAUUAAAUUACUAUAAAUGUUGCACUAGCAAAAAUGACGGAAAAUAAAUUUAUCAAACAAAAAUUUAAUAUAAAAACUUCAAACAGAAAAUUUUGGUUUAUUUUGAAUUCUAGUUAUCACGACACUUAAUACAAGUAAUGCUAGUAACAUAUAUAUACCACAACUAUAUAUAUUUAUACAUUUAGUGAUAAUAUGCGAGUAUAUACAUUUAAUAAAUUUAUAUAAAUUAUAAAAGAAAACAGUCUAUACUUACUGUAUAAAAUAUCAAAAAAUGUUAAUAAAGUUAUAAAAAAAUAAAUUAUAAUAAAUAAUACUAUUUACUAAUGCAAUAACAUUCCUAAUUAGCUUAUAAGCAAUAAAUAAUGCAUUUAUAAUCAAAACGCUAAAAGCGUAUUCUAUCAAUCGGAAAGCCAACUAAGCAAUCAAAUUGUAAAGAAAAAAAAAAAUAAAUCAAAAACAAAAUACAACAUGAAAAGCAACAACACAAUCAAAUUGUGAACCCUGAAAUUUUUCAAGAAGUUUAUUUUAAAAAUGUUGAAUUUUAUUUUUUUUUAAUUAAACAGUCAAUAAGUUAUUUUACUUAUAAAUAUUGCAGUUGUAGAUUUGAAAAAAAAAAUCAAUCAACUGUAAUAUCUUUUCAAGUCUAAUGUGUCUCUAAGUCGACUAUACAAUUAAUUUACUACUCCUCUAGGCACUAUAUUUCGACCACAAAAAUUGCUAAAAAUUAAAAUUUACUAUAUUUUAAGUUCAAUCAUUCGCUUUCGAACUAAUUUUCAUUUUAAAAGUGGGUUCCUGAACUUAACCUUUGAAAUAUAAUUUCUACAGAAUGUUCUUUAUACAAAACUGGAUUUGAAUCCAAAACAAACAUUUCGAAAUUCCCUACUGUUUUUGAAUUCUGAAAUAAUUAACCAAAAUGUCUGCAUACUUUUAGGUGCUAUAUUGGAAAUAUUGAAUUUUUUAAGUUUAGUUGAAGUGAUAUCCCAUAUAAAUUGUCGGAACCUAGUUUAGUGAACUAUAAAAGUUUUUAAAAACAACUCUCAAUGUAAUAUUUCUUUUCGUGGCAAAAAUAUUACCCCAAUAGAAACUACUUGAGUUCCACAACACAAAACAUAGCAAAGCAAAUCAAAUCAGGGAUGAAAUUUGGUUAGUUUAAGUUCCGUGACUGAUUGCCGUUCGAGAGAUCACUUGGACAGUUAUCUACUUAGUGAUGCCGAAAAAUUCGGAAAAGCCGGAAUUUCAUAUAUGUAGGAAGGAAACGUUGAGAACGAUUCACAAAUUUGCUAAGUUCUCGUACUUCAAUACUUGGUGGUGUAAUCUGAGCUUUAGUCAAAAAUUUAAAAACAAAAACAACCUAUUUAGAUUGUGUAUUAAAACCAAUAUGUACUGAUGAACUUAGCUCACAUUUAGAUUUGCGUUACGACCCACUUUCAACUAAUGGAAGUUGUAAUACAAAUGUACAACUGACAACUCAACUGAAUUCAAAGUUGUAAGUCAUGAUGGGUUAAGUUGUAUUAGUUUUUGAGUUUCAUUUCUGAGAAUGCCUCAUUCUAAAUCGGUUUAUUUCUUUUUUUUUUUAUUUCUCCAAUUUUUCAUCAUUUCAUUCGAUUAUUGCGUCAAUAUUUAUAAUUAACUCUGUUGCCCGCUCUCUUAUGUUAGUUGUAUGAAGGUUUACUUAACAAAAAUGUUACUUAAAAAUGUAAUUUUUUUUUCAAAUAGCAUAUGUUUGUAUGUAAAUACUAAAGAAGAAAAAAAUGAAAAUGUCAGCAGCAGCUGUGAGCAUAUCACCCAUUAGAAUUAUUAAUUACACAAAUCAAUACUUACUUAAGCAAUGUUACUUUAUUGAAUUUACAAACCUUUCUUUACGACUAUGACUUAUCUAGUUUAUUGAUCUAUAAAAAAAAGAGUAAUCAAUAAGGUAAAUUAUAAUAAAAGAAUAAGCGAAACGCCUUGAUUAGUUGUUAAUUUAUACAAUUUGUACAUUAAUAAUAAAUCUACUUAGGAAAACCCAUAUAUAUAUAUAUAUAUAUAUAUUCUCAUACAUUUGUACAUACAUAUGUACUAUGUGCAUAUGGACAUACAAGUAAUUGUAAACUUAAAACUUUUGCAAUAUCGUAUUCUUAAAUACAUACAUAUGUAGUGGUUAUCAUUAUCGUGGUUAUUUCAUAUCGUAUUAUGGUAGUUAGCGCGACCGUUUAUAUGAAAUUGUAUACAAUUAGAUUCAAGCGCAAUAAAUCGCAUGCAAUUUUGUAAGAAAAUA
Zeugodacus cucurbitae (melon fly) is the source of this 7584-nucleotide messenger RNA. RefSeq names its product rho-associated protein kinase 1. The coding region runs from base 605 to 4750 and encodes 1381 amino acids. The record is from RefSeq and is a predicted model, not a curated record. Gene Ontology annotation, cellular component: cytoplasm; cytoskeleton. NCBI's taxonomy places the organism in Eukaryota, Metazoa, Arthropoda, Insecta, Diptera, Tephritidae. Gene Ontology annotation, molecular function: Rho-dependent protein serine/threonine kinase activity; small GTPase binding; ATP binding. The transcript is spliced from 13 exons. Gene Ontology annotation, biological process: mitotic cytokinesis; actomyosin structure organization; embryonic morphogenesis.